Alexandromys fortis (reed vole) is the source of this 928-nucleotide messenger RNA. RefSeq names its product secretin (gene Sct). Gene Ontology annotation, biological process: positive regulation of somatostatin secretion; positive regulation of pancreatic juice secretion; negative regulation of gastrin-induced gastric acid secretion. Gene Ontology annotation, molecular function: hormone activity. NCBI's taxonomy places the organism in Eukaryota, Metazoa, Chordata, Mammalia, Rodentia, Cricetidae. Gene Ontology annotation, cellular component: extracellular region. The transcript has 4 exons. The record is from RefSeq and is a predicted model, not a curated record. Bases 190 to 849 code for a protein of 219 amino acids.
UCUCCUUCCCCCCUCAGUCAUCUACUGGCCCUUCCUAGGCUUCUCAAGACACCUACUGUCCCUUCCUGAGAAGAGUGUUCCAGGGUCUAGGGCUGGCGCCAAGAUGCACUGAGGCUGGAGUGGCCUGGCAGUGUGAUUCCCUCUGCCUGUCCUGAACCGCCAUAUCCUGUUCCUUGCCCGUGGUCCCAGAUGGAGGUGUCUAUUUCGCUACCUGGUAGCACUAACCCCUCUACUCCCCCUCCCAGUCAGCUGAGGGGCGCCAACGGGACGGGAGGUGGCCGGACGACAGCUGUGAGGGUGGCCCUGACCUUCCCGCAAUCGAUGGGGCGCGGCCGGCCGCGCGGAGCCGGGGCGGUGCUGGAGCCCCCCACCUGCCGCCGGGGCAGCUAUAAAGCAGGGGCGCGGGGCUCAGGCUGCAGCUGCACUGCUCAGCACACACGGAGCCGGACCAUGGAGCAUCCACUGCCCAGGCCUCCGCUGUUGCUGUUGCUGCUGCUCGCUGGUUCCACCGCGCUCCCGGCGCUCCCCAGGAUCUCAAGACAUUCAGACGGGACGUUCACUAGCGAGCUCAGCCGCCUGCAGGACAGCGCCAGGCUGCAGCGCCUGCUGCAGGGUCUGGUGGGGAAGCGCAGUGAGCAGGACGCAGAAAAUAUCCCAGAGAACAGCCUGACCGGGUCCAAGCCCUCAGAGGACCAGCUCUGCUUGCUGUGGUCGAACACUCAGGCCCUACAGGACUGGCUCCUCCCUAGGCUUUCCCUGGAUGGGUCCCAGUCUCCGUGGCUGCCUCCUGGACCAAAGCCAGCUGUCGAAGUUUCAGAGUGGACUGAAGCAACCAGGCGGCCCCGAUGAGGGAGGAAGGGGAGUCUCCAGGAGCCUGGCUGGAGCUAGGGUUUGGUUGUCACUGGCAUCAAUAAAGAAGGAAUUUAGA